This is a messenger RNA of Toxoplasma gondii ME49, 6290 nucleotides long. RefSeq lists its product as hypothetical. NCBI's taxonomy places the organism in Eukaryota, Apicomplexa, Conoidasida, Eucoccidiorida, Sarcocystidae. The transcript has 4 exons. The record is from RefSeq and is a predicted model, not a curated record. The coding region runs from base 898 to 6048 and encodes 1716 amino acids.
GUUUUUGCCACGGUGCCACAGUAAGGGCGUAGAACAGCCUCUUUCUUUAGGGCAACAAAAUCCGCGAGGGUAGUCCUCACGCGAAAGUUAAGCCGAGUUGCAGCGGAGUUUCCUCUGGACCGGCACGGCGAGUCACGCCGUACAACGGACGGUGACGAGAAACUCGGCUUCAGGACACAACCUCAUGGACACUUUGUGCACAUCUGCUAACGCAAAUAGGUACGUCCUUUCCACUACAACCAUAAAUAGGAAGGUAUGUGGGUCCUCUAUCCACACGGACCGAUGUGGGCUUCCUCCUUGUCUUGUGCGUUGCCCUAAAGUUACCGCGUCGCCGCUGUUCUGUGGUGCUGAGAGGGAAGCAGAAAGCGAUGGAUUCUCUUCCUCGAUGGACGGCUUCGUCGGCAUUCACAUCUCCCAGGCCGGUUCGGGACUACAGGAGAGGCAGCAGGCACCACAACUGAGGCGAAAGACAGCAGACUUUUCUCUUACAUCUGCGUCUGGCCUGCCUUCAUCGUUCUCCCUUCCCCUUUUCUUUCUCUCUUUCUCUGUUUUUCUGAUUGUCUGCUGCAUCUAUGGUCUCCUCAGAUGUCGCCUUCUACUACCUCUAAGUUUUCGUCUGCACCGUUUUCUUCUCACAUCACACGGUUAACGGAAAAUCGCAGGCCACUUGAAGAGGAUUUCUCGUUUCCUGGCCAGCCCGCGCCGGCCGCCGCUCAAAUGAAAAGUCUCAGAGCCUCAGAGAGCGCGCGGCGGGUUCCUCGCAGCCAGAACGUUCCUGCUUUCUGUGCUUCUUCGCACGAAAAUCCCUCUCAGAUAACGGGCAGGCUCUGCCUGUGACGCAACUUCGCCACGCGUCCCUUCUGCCCGCGGUCUUGUUCGCCUCUCCCUCUCGCCAUCAUGGCACCGCUGCUCAUGCAGCUCUGGAAGAGGGGAGGAGACGUUUUGCCUCCUUUUGUGCCAUCUUCGUCUAAACCCUUGUGCCUCCCCUCAAGGUCUCCCUCGCAAAGCGGCCCGAGAGUCAAACUUGCUCCAGGCGACGCAAAGGCACUGGCAACGGAAGCACGCGUCGGCUGUCCGUCUCUUCCGCGCGAAGACAGGAGACGCGCCGCCGCGCCUCUUGCCCGACUGCCGUCUUUCUGCUGGAGCCAUGCUCGCUUCCCCAGCGCUGGUGGCGGGGACAGAGCUGCUGGCACAAUCGAAACGGGAACACCCCACAGAAAGAGAAAGGCGGAAGGUGGAGAGCGAGGAGAAAGUAGAGAGCGAGGAGAAAGUAGAGAGCGAGAAGGAGAAGGAGAGCGAGGAACGCAAGAUCGGCGAGAAGUGGAGGGAAGCAGAGAGGGAGAGCGAUGGAGAGCAGUAAGGCAGAAAGGCAGGGUGGAGACUCAGAGAAACCGAAGGGGGAGUGACGAAGUUCCUACGCGCGACUGGUCCACCAUCUAUGGUAGAACCAGUCUCAGAUUUUUUUGGGACACUGAGGGGAUCUGGACAGCCCGUCUCCUCGGGCCUUUGGGAGAAAGCUGGCCACUGGCAGACUGCUGUUCUGUCGAGGCGGGGGAAGGCCGAAUCCCUCGCAAAAGGCUCUUCUCCGUCGCGCUUCCCCGCUCUCACAGCUCGACGAAGCGACACAACAUUGACGCUUCUCGGUCUUCUUCCGCCUCUCCUUGGAAGGCUUGCGAGGUGGGCUGGGAAGAGCGAAGCCGCUGGCUUGGCUCCGAGCGGUGGAGAGCAGAAGCGAGAGACGUGGAGCAGGAGGAGACGGGACAGGGCGCUCAGGAGAAGACUGGAGUUGCAGGAAAUCGCGGGCCGUGUGACGGGGGCUUUCCUGAUCUGAAGGAGAGCCAGAAGAAGAGGAGGCACUUCGUUGCUCCACCGAAGAGAAAAGACAGAGAGGAACGAGAAGGGAGAAGAGACUGGACUGAGUGUGAGCACGGGGAAGCAAGACUGGACGCAGUCCAGGGAGACGGGGCCGCAGAGGCAGUCGCCUGGAUGCAGGGGCAGGACGAAACGAAGAGGCAACUUGAGACGCUUCUGCCAACGACGAAGCACGUCGCACUGUGGCUGAAUGCGCUGGCGGGAGACCUGGAGCGCAUGCAACGCAGACAGAACCAGCAGCCGAAGAGAGUGGAGAUGCGGGUCGCCGACGCACCUCAGGGGGGACUCUGGCAACUCCUUUUCGAUGCAGCCGCCGCAGCUAGAGCGACUUGCGAAAAAACGCAUGCGGUAGCAAAUAAAGAAAUGAGUAGCUCAUCCCGUCAUGGAAAAGAAAGCACAAAUGGCCACCGCCAGUCUCAAGGACGGCUGCCCACGUUGCGUCUUCCCUCUUCUCUCUCGCCUUCUUCUAUCUCGCCUUCCUCUUCUGCUCGCUCGUCGUCCCCCGCUUCUGCUUGCCGCACGGCCGGCGCGUGUUUUUGGGUGUGGGCUGUGGAGCUUCUGUGUCGGCGUCAGCGAGAAGAAUGUGAAGGAAGGUCUCUCGAGUCACACAGGAUGGAGAGCUCUUUUUCACCUUGUUUCUCUCCGCCCUCAGUCUCCUGUCAGUCGUCUUUGUCUCUACUUCACGGUGACUCCGUCUCUUCUUCGUCUCCGUCUCCUCCCUCUUCUGCGGCUCCUCUUCCUUCUUCGUCUUCGCUCCCUUCUUCGCCUUCUACCUGCGCUUCUCGCCCGCGCGUCCCGUCUCUCCGUGGCUUGGCGAUGGCGGCCAAUGCAUGCGUUCGACUGCACAAAUGGGGGCGAGAAAAUCCGCAACUCGCCGCCUCUCUCUCUGCGUGUCCACCGUGGCCCGCUUUUGCGCCGAGUGCACACCCGAGAAGCGCAGAAAAAAACCUGCCAGCCUGUUCCUCGCGACCUGUUUUCUGUCUUCCCGAAGAAGCGAAGAACGAACGAGAGAAACGAACAGCGAGGUCAAGAGAAGAUGAGGCCUGUUCGUCGCCUGCGCUCGCUGUCGGGGCUUCCUGUGCCGCACCGCCUCUGCCUUCGCUUCGCGACCUCCGCGCCUGUCUCCUCGCGCUUCUUCUUUCGAUCAGAAACUGGGAAGCUGCUGCCCAGGAGAUGAAUGAGCAAGACGCGUCUCUUCUCGUGCAUGCAUGCGCAACGGCUGAGCUCUUCUUUCCUCCCCUUUUUUCAGCUCUGUCACUGCGCCUCCAGGCAAGGCGCACGCUUCCACCACUCGCGAACAGGCUUCACACAUCAUCUGAAGAGACCUCUUCCAGAGAAGAAGAUGCGAAACCGAACAAAGACCGGGAGAAUCGGGAUGACUCGGGUACGCCUCGUCCCACUGACCUCCCUUCUUCUCUUCCGUCGAAGGAAAUGGCUGCUUCUUCCCCCCCUCCGGCAAAGCACCACCAGCACGCCUCGCUAGGGACUGAACGUCUGCCAGCUCUCAGUGACGCAGGAGCGCAAUCGGCAACAACGACUCCAGCCGGAAGAGAAGAAGUGGAUUUCCUUUCGUCCUUCUCCCCCCAAGGACUCAGCCUCCUUCUCCACGGCUUCGCUGCUCUCCGGGUGUCUCUGCCGCCCACGCUGGCCUCCCGUCUCGCGCGCUCUGCGCUCGACAAACUACACGCAACCAGUCUGGCUGAGGCGACCGAAAAGACGGAGAGGCGCCAAGCUGGACGGAUGGAAGAAGCGGGAAGAGUAGCAGUCGCGGGGGGCUUGAAUGGCAGGCGAGAUGCCUGGCUGGGCAGUGGUGUGCAGAAGGCAGAAGAAGAGCGGCAGCGUUCUUUAGCGCCCGCCAGCCACGGGCCCGAUUUCCAGGGGUCUCAGAUGAAAACAACGAGACCGGACGGUGGAGCAGGUGAAGCUGGAAAAGGCACAGAUGCUGGAGGACAGAGCAGGAAAACAGGAGAGGUUUCAGGUGUCUGUACACCCAAACAGGCGGUACGACUGGUGUAUGCUUUGUGCGAGUUGCCCGACGUACCUCAUCCUUUGGCGAAACAUGCGGCCGUGCUUCUCUCCCAAGGGAGGCUGAAGACGCAUCCAGAGAGUUUCUCCAUUCAAGGUAGACUAUUGGCUUUGCGGUGUUUUCUCAACUUCGACGUCCGCGAACCGGAAGGCAUGCACGCGAUUUUUCUGUCUCUCCUCUGCCGCGGGGUCCCUCGUUCUUCUGGGGCAAUGUCUGCCUCUUCCGCGCCUUUCGUGUGCUCGAGCUCGCCCGCUUCUCUUUUUUCCGAGCAGCACUUCGCUCUGCUUCUUCAUCUCUUGGCGACGGCGCAAGCCACUGGAGCACUGGUGUUUGACUCUUCAAGCGGCAAGAAAAUCUCAGUCAGCCACCCCAAAAGUCCUCUUCUUGCCGACGCGAAAUCCCGUUUACUCGCUGACCAGCCUCUGGGCGAUCCAACAGUUUCAGGUCUCGAUGCACCGGCAGCAGCCAGAGCCCCUGGUGUCCCCUCGGGGCAGGUUUCUCUUUUCUCGCUUCUUCCCCAAUUUCUCCGAACUCACUUGGCGCACUUUCUGCCUGUCGCUACACCCCAGGGUCUCUCCAGUGUCUUUUCAGCAGUCGCCAAGCUGGACGCCGGCAGAACGGUUCUUCAUGUGAACAACCGUCUCCUCCCUCUCUCUGGCGAAGAGCCUCUGCACAUUAGGGGAGAUCGCGGCGGCGUGCUGUACGCAGACAGUCUGCUUGCAGCCAGCUGCUCUCGUCUCCUGCUGUCCAACAGAGCAGAGCCUCGCCACUUGAUUGCAUGCUGCUUCGCAGCGGCUGCGUCAUUCGCCGGAACUCCACACUGGCACGCGGCGUUGCUUUUCCACGCGUUCCACGUUCCCGUCGCAGGACGCGCUCUCGCCGCGGGUGUAUGUACACCGGAGAGAGGACAUGGAGCGGCCGCAGGCGAAAAAAUGGAGCAGCUCCGAGAUGCGUCCGCAGUUUGUGCGUCCGCCGACGGCGAAACUUCAACCAUCACGUGGCCAGCAAAAUUCAUGCAACCUUCCCUGUUCAGCCUUCUCACUUGUCACUCAGAAACGCAGGCUCGUAACUCCACCGGAGCGGGCGUUUCGUUCCAUUCCUUUACGACUCCUGCGAGCGAGACGCAGUUGCCUCGCCGUUUGAAGGCGCCUGACAACGUGCAGUGGGCGACUGCCGUCUUCCGCGGCCAGACUCAAUCCACAGAGGCGGGCGAUGCCGCAUGCUGCCUUAGUUCUGCCUCCAGCAACGUGGCGGCGGACGAAAAGAGACAGAAACAAGGAGAGAGUCCGAUAUCGGAGGGUCGAGAACUGCAGCGUGGGAGCCGUGGACACCCUGUGUUAGCUGCGGACAGAUCAGCGUGUUUUCAAACAGGGUUUAGCACCACAGAAACGAUAAAUGUGACGACGACAGUUCAGGCACUGAGUGCAUGUGGUGUGACAGUACAGACGGUCUCUCAGCUUCAGGCUGUGCUUCUGCACUUGGCUUUUGAGUUGGGUGAUAUCGGAGGACUCUCAGCUCUCCACCUCCGUGUCCUGCGCGCGUCAAUCUCCAUUUUGGAUUACUUUCUUCACACUUCGCUCCCUUACGACCAGAUGAGGGACGAACCUCUGGAUGACGGGAGGAAACCGUCCAAGUCCCUUCUCGAGUGUCCCGACACAAAAUCCGAUUUGCCGACGUUCGUGGGAGAACACUUGAGUUCGUUAUCACCUUCGUACGAUAGGGAAGUCUGUGGAAAGCAUGUUUCUUCCUUUGAUUCAUGUGAAACGGACGGGGGUAGUCAGCCUCACCCGGCAAUGCAGCAGGCAUGUCCCCGUUCUCCCAUUAAAUCUCAAGGGAACGUGUGUAAAGCAAAGUUGAGAGGCCGCGGCAAUGACGGCAAUGCCAUAGGGGAGGUCAGUCCCCACUACCCUGAUUUACAGAGUUUGUCCAAGAGGGUGAAGUCGUCUCGUUUACACUGUGAGGUUCUAGACACAGUGCGUAGCGUGGUACGAGUGGAACGAAAAUGUGAGAGUCACGGAAACACGCUGAAACACCCUAUGCAGAAAGUCGGUCCGUGUCUGAUGGUGUCCGAGGCACUGAUUCCGCCGUAUGUAGUCGACAUAGCGGUCCUCCCUGUGAACCGUUAUCGAGGGAGCUGUAAUUGGGUGUGACAAAUGGAGAACUGCGGGGGCUGAGGAAGUCGGCGUACUUUCAUGGUUUUCUCGAAAAAAGAGUGUUUUGCUUUUGCGUAUCUGUUCCGGUAUUUGCGCCUCUCGUUUCUCGUUUUUUCUACACCACAGGCGUAGCUGCUCACUUUUUAGCCCGUUUCGGGUCCGAAAGAAACGAUGUGUCAGCGUGGUCGACUCUUGGCAAGAAAGUCACGCGUUUGUCGUCUUUUUCCGCCUCACGCCGG